GAGCAACAUGCCAGAAGUAGUGAAAGCGCCCAAGAAGGGCUCUAAGAAAGCCGCCACGAAGACUGCCAGCAAGUCUAAUAGGAAGAGGAGAAAGGGCAGGAAGGAGAGCUACGCUAUUUACGUGUACAAGGUGCUGAAGCAGGUGCACCCCGACACCGGUAUUUCCUCCAAGGCUAUGGGCAUCAUGAACUCAUUUGUGAGCGACAUCUUCGAGCGUAUCGCCGGUGAGGCCUCCCGUCUGGCUCACUACAACAAGCGCUCCACCAUCACUUCCAGAGAGAUCCAGACCGCCGUCCGCCUGCUGCUGCCCGGGGAGCUUGCUAAGCACGCCGUUUCUGAGGGUACCAAGGCCGUCACCAAGUACACUAGCUCCAAGUAAACCUGCUGACACAUCAACAACACCAAGGCUCUUUUAAGAGCCGCCCACUUUGUCUGGAGGCGUUUCCUGAGAACUUUGAAAGUAUUUUCUUACAAAGUGAAACGGGUCUAGUAUAGACGUCAUAAACUACCAAUCACUUAAAUUAGCCUACAUAGUAGUGCUUGUGAGGAAUUUAAAGGUCCUGCCACAACGAAUAUAUACUACCUAUGUUUAAUAAGACUUACACACUUUGCUUUUGAAAACUACAGCUUACAAAGUGCUUCAUAAUACAAAACCAUACAAAACACAUUCACAUAAAUGCAAGUAAUGUAUAAUAUGAAUAUGUAAACAUUCCUUUAGAUUCAUACAUACCCACAUAUAUGCAUAUAUAGCUACAUAUGCAU
Molecule: messenger RNA, 762 nt
Organism: Plectropomus leopardus (leopard coralgrouper)
Lineage: Eukaryota; Metazoa; Chordata; Actinopteri; Perciformes; Serranidae
Product: histone H2B 1/2-like
Cellular component (GO): nucleosome
Molecular function (GO): structural constituent of chromatin; DNA binding; protein heterodimerization activity
Source: RefSeq, a predicted model, not a curated record